This is a messenger RNA of Actinia tenebrosa (Australian red waratah sea anemone), 6893 nucleotides long. Its product is annotated as pecanex-like protein 1. The record is from RefSeq and is a predicted model, not a curated record. NCBI's taxonomy places the organism in Eukaryota, Metazoa, Cnidaria, Anthozoa, Actiniaria, Actiniidae. Gene Ontology annotation, cellular component: membrane.
ACAUGGCGGUCGAAAGGAAGAAACGGAAAAAAUAUUCCUUCGAAAACCAGGAAAUUUCCCGACUUUAUAUCCACAUACAACGCUUUAAAAUGUUAUAGAUAAGUUGCCAGAGCAAUAGAGUUGCUUUGAAAAUUGCCAUAACGAUGGGUUCCCAAACGCUGGAGAUUUUACGCCAGGGUGUUUGGGCAUCGCUGACAGGAGGAUGGUUUUUCGAUCCUCAUCAGGAGAUUUUCACCAAUACGUUCCACUUUUAUUUAUGGAUUAUUUUACUCUGUCUUCCCUUUUCUUUAUACCUGGGAGCACCUCCUUCGAAUUUAGUUUGGGCUUUGUAUGCUGCCUUCGUUGGGAUUCUUUUCGCUGUUAUUAAAUUCUUAAACUAUCGUCUUCACCUUAUGUUUGACGGGGAGGAGUUUCACUCUGAGGAUGACCAGCGUGAAGACUCGAAUUCUACGCGAGGAAUUAGCAGGGCAGAAAGCGUCAGAGACAGUGUCAGACAGGCUUCAGUGACUGUCCGCCGGGAGGAUAGUGGAUUAAGUCAUGUCCAGGGGGGUGAAGUGAUCGAGAUGGAGGUGAUUAAUCAAUCUGCAUCUGCUGAUUGUAAUGGAAGCCAUGAACCAGAGCCUAACAUAUCUCAACAUGCCUUGUCAACUUCAUUAGCCUCUUCUCUACUUAACCAAUUACAGCCUUUGGAGAAUAAUACUGAACAGGAUAGUGGUGAUCAAUCUAACAAAAUAACAGAAGAUGUUGAAGAAAAAAGAAAACCUGUUCGUGUCAAAGAGAUCAGUUUUGCAUUGGAGGCACCAACAAGUGAUGACUCUGACGACAGCAGCAGUCAAAGCCCAAGUGGUAAAAUGAAAUCCCAAGCAACAAACACCACAAAAGAAAAGGACACACCUAUAAAGGAUGAUCGCAGCCAGUUUGAGAGCAUGACAAGUUUUAAGAGUGAACAAUCACAGGAACCUGGACAAACUUGCUCAGAUCAGAUACUUAACUCUGAAAGUAAAGGAGAAUUGUCAGGUACACUCAGUAGCCUGUCAUCCUAUCCUAUUCCAACAAUGGAGAAUACAAUCUUCGAGGCAAGAUCUGCACCUGGUUUGGCUGUGACUGACAUUUGGGAGCCUAAUGUUUCUUCGCCCAAGAGUGAGGGUUCUGCCAUCAGUAUAUCAAGUAAUCCUUGUACAACUCUAGAAGCAGUAGCGGCUGCCCUUGAAAACUUUGAUCAUACAAGAAAACCAAAAAUAUCAGAAUCUAGUCCAGAAUUCAAAGAUGAGGUUGUACAAACAUCAACGUCUGGGAUGGAUUCAUUUUCUAAAGAAAAUGCAGAUCAAGAAGCUGGCUCAGCAUCAAGACGAGAAUUACAUAGAGAAUCGGGCCAACAUCGACCAAGAUCAAUUUCUGACAUCAUGAGGGAGAGUAAGCAAGAAAAUAAGGAGACAAGUGGAUCUGGUGUAGAAUCAGGUAGAGAUAGUCCAGCUCCACUUGACGUAUCGUCAUUGCAUGACAGUUGUAAGCUGCACAAUCCUUCAAUGAGCUCCCAGCCAGAAUCACUGGAUAGCACAAGUGUCUGUAUAGCAGUGAAUAACAAAGACACAGCAUCAACAGCAACACAGACAGGAAGUCUAUGUGAAGCAGAAGGCUCAGGGCGUGAGGGUUCAGAUCUGGUUCUUGCAAGGCGUUCAUCUCAGUUGGCCAGGAGAAGACGACGCCUUCAAAGGCAUUCUGUAAGACGUAGAAGGAGAACCGAUUCUGGACCAGGCACUGGUCCAUUUGCUGAAGUGCUGUUGCAAGCAAUGGAUACUGCACCCCAGUCUGCUCAUGUCGCUGCUUCUUAUAACGACACUACUCCAGGUGCAUUGCAUUGUUAUCAGGAUGAGUUUGGCCAAUGGCAAACCUACAUAUUUGAGGGGGAUGGCCCAGCAUCUACGUCCCUUGUACCUGUAUCACGCUCAUCCAGUCGCAGAGAGCGGGGCUCCAACUGGGAAACAAGCAGUUCCUCUUCUACAUUUGUAAUGGAACAUUCAAUGGAAGUCUAUGAUGACUUGCACCACGUAGACCUUCAGAGAGAAAUAUCCCAACGACGUUGGCAUGACACUUUGUCAUCUUCAAGCAUUCCCAUUGCCAGACCCUCUUCUGUUACACCGGUGGAGAAGUCUUCUGUACCGCAUUACUUCAAGUUUCAAAUUAUACCAAAUAAGUUUAUAAAGAUUAAGUUUGACAGGUUGUCACUGCUUGCACUUAUGGACAGGAACAAGUCCAAAUUUGAAGCAUUAGCAUCAGUGAUCUUAGCAGUGUUAGUAGCAGUUCUUGGUUACUGGUUACUUGUCAAAGACUUCUUCAAAGAUUUCCGGAUCUUUCUAUUUUGUUUUAUUAUUGCCAGCUGUCAGUUUUCUCUUCUGAAGAGUGUUCAACCAGAUGCUGCUUCACCUACUCAUGGUCACAAUCACAUCGUAGUGUUUAGUCGUCCUGUGUAUUUUGUAUGUUUGGCCACCAUAGUCCUUAUCCUGGAUACAGUGAUGCAAACCCCAGUGUACUGUCUAACAUUGUAUAGUCUACCUUUGUGCACCAACUCCAUCUUGAUCUACACAAGAGACUUUCUCAUUGCUUUUAUUCUUGGAUUCCCUUUGCUGUUCCUGAUUGGUCUGCUGCCACAAGUUAAUACCUUUGCUAUGUACCUGCUGGAACAGAUUGACAUGCAUGUAUUUGGAGGAAAUGCUAUGACAAGCCUUAGAGGGUCUGUGGUCAGUGUUCUACGAAGUAUUUUUGCUACAGCUGUCUUGUAUGGCUUCUGUUAUGGAGCCAUGUCGAACGAAACUUUGGGAUCACAGCACAUCUUGUUCUCUAUAUUCAGCGGACUUCUUGUAGCUAUAUCAUAUCAUCUCAGUCGGACUGCAACAGAUCCCACAGUAUUAGUCUCUUUGUUGCGCUCAUCAUGUCUGGAGAAUAAUUCCUUCACUCCAGAAGUUGACUUCGUGGAUCCUUUACCUGAAAAACUGAAACGAACAGUGACCAAAAGGCUUCAGAAUGAUCUUGUGUGCAGUAUAUUCAUAUUGAUAUUUGUGUUUGCCAUUCAUGUCAGCACUGUCUUUACUACUCUUCAGCCGUAUGUUGGGUAUGCUAUGUAUGGUCUCGCAGGAGCAGUAGGCAUUAUCAACCAUUACAUAUGGCCUCAACUACGCAAACCAUUACCAUGGCUGUGCUUUGCUGUGCCCUUCUUUAAGAGCAGAGAAUUCAACCAAUUUGAAGUCCGAGAUGCGGCGAAGAUAAUGCGGUUUGAAAAGGCGCAGGUUUGGUUGAACUUCAUCGAGAGAAACGUUGUCUAUCCUGCCGUCUUCUUGAGCGCUUUGACUGAAAAUUCCAAAGCUUUGGUCGAUAAAUUUGGAAUUUUGGUUGGUCCUAUUAUCAUCUGCGUCAUUGGUCUCAAGCUUCUUCGUAGCGCAUUCUCCGACUCAUCUCGCCAACACAUGAUUCUCAUCUUUACUUUACUCUUCUUCAAGUUCGAUUUCGGCCGCAGUUCUGAGACCUUGUUAGUGGAUUACUUCUUCAUGUCGAUAUUCAUGUGUAAGUUCUACGAGUUGAUUCUCAAGGUCCGUUUUAUUGUGACGUACAUAGCUCCAUGGCAGAUCACGUGGGGCUCAGCAUUCCACGCCUUUGCGCAACCCUUCAGUGUUCCUCACUCGGCAAUGUUAUUUUUUCAAGCAAUCGUCUCAUCCAUCUUCUCAGCACCUCUAAAUCCUGUAUUAGGUAGUGCUAUAUUUAUCACGUCGUAUGUUCGUCCGGUCAAGUUCUGGGAGAAAGAUUACAAUACCAACCGUGUAGACCACUCCAACACAAGACUCUCAUCACAGCUGGACAGGAACCCAGGAUCCGACGACAACAACCUGAACUCGAUCUUCUACGAGCACCUGACACGUUCUCUACAGCACAGCCUGUGUGGGGACCUGAUGCUGGGUCGCUGGGGUCCCGUCUCGACUGGAGACUGUUUCGUGUUGGCAUCAGACUACCUUAACGCUCUUGUCCACAUCAUUGAAGUUGGUAACGGAUUGGUCACGUUUCAGCUCCGAGGACUCGAGUUCAGGGGUACGUACUGUCAGCAGCGCGAAGUCGAGGCUAUUACUGAAGGUGUAGAAGAUGAUAAUGGGUGCUGUUGCUGCGAACCCGGUCAUCUGCCCAACAUGUUGUCCCUAAACGCUGCAUUUGGUCAGCGGUGGUUAGCAUGGGAAGUGACGUCAACCAAGUACAUCAUCGAGGGUUACAGCAUCAGUGAUAACAGUGCUGCUUCGAUGCUACAAGUAUUUGAUUUGAGAAAAAUAUUGGUCACAUAUUAUGUCAAGUCUGUCAUUUUUUACGCAAUGCGAUCAAACAAGCUCGAUCAGUGGCUUGCUAAUGAUUCUUUGAUCGAAGCGAUAUCAACGAUGCACGACCCUUCGCACGUUGAUCUGGACUCGUGUUUCUAUAGCAACAUCGAUGAAGACUAUGAUCUGAGGCAGGGGGGGAUAUCGAGAAGUAGUUUCUUGAUGUGUUAUCUGGAGUGGAUACAGUACUGUGGGUCCAGGAGACAACAGCCAUUGGAAGCAGACAGGGAUUCAACGGUGGUCACCCUGUGCUUCGCGCUUUGUCUGUUGGCACGACGGGCACUGGGCACAGCAUCCCAUCAGCAAUCAGCCAGUCUAGAGUCAUUUCUGUAUGGUUUACACGCAUUAUUCAAAGGAGAUUUCCGAAUCACGUCUCAGAAGGACGAGUGGGUCUUUGCUGAUGUUGAUUUCCUCAGAAAAGUCGUGGCACCAGGAGUGCGCAUGUCACUAAAACUGCAUCAAGAUCAUUUCUCAUCUAUGGAUGAUUAUGAUGAUCACGCAGAUAUGUAUGAAGCCAUUAUGAACCAUGAACAAAACAUGGUGAUAUCCCACGAGGGGGACCCUGCAUGGAGACAGGCUGUUCUGGCCAAUACCCCCUCUCUACUAGCUCUAAGACACGUGUUCGAUGAUGGAGCUGAUGAAUACAAAAUUAUUAUGCUGAACAAACGAUAUCUAAGCUUUAGAGUAAUCAAGGUUAAUCGCGAAUGUGUGCGAGGUCUAUGGGCAGGUCAACUGCAAGAACUCAUUUUCUUACGUAAUCGUAAUCCAGAGCGAGGCUCUAUCCAGAAUGCAAAGCAAGCCUUGCGUAACAUCAUCAAUUCAUCAUGUGAUCAACCAAUUGGAUACCCCAUAUAUGUUUCACCGCUGACAACUUCGUAUGUAGACUCGAACGCUCAACUGUCAAGCGUGAUUGGUGGACCAAUGAGCUUCAAUGGUAUAACAAGGUUCGCGGGUAGAUUAAUAAAUCGUUUCCGCACCCGUUGUGGUGCAUCUUGCCACAGUGGUGGUGAACCCUCAGAAGACGUCCCCGAAGUUUCGACAACAUCUGUGGUCUACACAGAACGCUUUAGUAGUUUUCGGGAAGGAUCUCGUUCGAGUGCUUUAAGGACCAGCAGUGGGAGGCUCCCUCGGACAAACUUCAACUCACUCCCUGUAGGAUUUCGAUCCAGCACACGCUCAGGGGCAUCACAAAUGUCCGUCUCUAAGAGACCUAGCGCUGCAGUUAAUGUAACUCAGCCUACGUCCCAACCUCAGUCGCAAAGCUCUACAAACGUUCCUACUGAGGGACUUAAUCAAAUGGUACGAAUAAUAGACCUUGGGCAAGUGUACGACACUAUUAAUCUUGGAAGACGAAUUGACGUGCAGUGGCCUUCAGAAUACAUGAGGGAAAGGGGAGGGAAAAACUACUGGAAAGACUGGCGUCCUACRGAAGGAAUGGAAGGAGUGGUCAUCCAUAGAUGGCAGCCCAGUCAUYGGGAUAUCAUGCAACGAAGUCAUGUUGAUAGGACUAUUUUGUUGGUGAAAAUUGACGACAAAUUUGUUCCGAUUGCUGACGCUGGAGUAACUGAAAUUGGUUAUGAAGUUUAAAACAGAUAAAUAACCACUUCUUAUUUCUCUGUGCUGUGUAYGUCAAGCAUUUAAAAUGGAGCCGCAAUUCUUCACUCAUGUUAUUUUUGUUUAAUAGCUAUAAAUAAAUUGUUCUAGAAUCAAAAAUUCCAAAAUCAUUAUUAACUGAAAAAGAAUACAUUGCAGCAAUUCCUAAUAUUUUCUACUUAGAAACCAGAAAUGUCGAAAGCAUGGACAUGUUGUAUGAUAUUGGCAUCCAGGAAUAGAAUGUGGAUUGAUAAAUAUUGAAAACCUGUCAUUUUUUCUGUAAGCAAUUGACUUUUUGCUUGAGUGACUCUGAAGCAAUGGCUUCAAGUUGAGAUUAUACUUGAUAAAAUAAUACAGUAAAUGUAUGAACACAUCAAAUCCAACCUUGACUUGUAGCCAUAGUUUUGAUACUCAAUAACAUAAUUUUUUAUGAUUUUUAAAAGGACUGUUUUGGAUUUUUGUUAACACUGGUCUUCUUUCACUUACAUUCUCACUUUUAAUGACAAGCUACAACAUGCUUACUGCAAUUUUCAAAAACGAGCGAACUCUGUGUCUGCUGGCUGCACGCUGAAUUUUUUUUUUUGCUGCUGUCAAUCAAACCUAAUCAGUUGGUACCUUUCAUAUUUUUUACUGGUGGUAGCGAAAAACAGAUUUCAGUGCGUAACUCGGGGACAUUUAUGAAACAAGUGAAUAAUUGAAUUUCAUUCAAAACUUAUUGAAACAAAUAUCUUUUUGCCAGUUUUUUCCAGCCGGUUUGGAAUCAUUCRUUGCAGAUAGCUGGGCAAGGAUUCACUAGUUGAUAUUUUAAUGACGAAAUAAUUCAUUGUAUUGUAGAAAUCGACACUUGUACAGGGUGGAUAUCACCAAAUAUUGCAUGCCUAGCACCAAAUAAUACAUGUAUAAAAAUGUUGAAUGUAAAAAAAAAACAAUUAAAUAUGUUAUAACAAG